AUGGUCGUUCUUGCCCAUGUUACCAAAAAAACAGAAAUUUACGAAAAUGAACCUUAUCGCUUGAAUGUUGAGCAAUGUGCUGAAAUAUGCCUAACUGACGUAGUUAAUGGGUUGCAAGAUUCGCAAAUUGCCGGCUUAACCCACAAGUAUGGCCUCAACAACUUGGGCGAUGACCACACCAUCUCUUAUUUGCGAAUUCUCGCUCAUCAAGUGUUCAACGCCAUGGUUCUUGUAUUGAUAAUCUCUAUGGUUAUUGCAUUUUGCAUUAGAGAUUGGAUUUCUGCAGGCGUUAUCGGCUUUGUGGUCUUUGUCAAUGUGUUUGUAGGCUUUAUUCAAGAAAUCAAAGCAGAAAAGACCAUGGGCUCGUUGCGGUCCCUAAGCUCUCCUUCGGCUACUGUUGUUAGGAGUGGGAAAACCAGCACUAUCAACGCGGAAGAAUUAGUUCCUGGUGAUAUUGUCAAAAUUAGUGUUGGUGAUACCAUUCCUGCAGAUUUGCGUUUAAUACAAGGUGUAAACAUUGAAACCGACGAGGCCUUAUUGACAGGUGAAUCUUUGCCAGUCGCUAAAAAUCCUGAGAAAACUUAUACGAAUCAAGAACCUAUUCCCGUUGGUGACCGAUUGAAUAUUGCCUAUUCCUCCUCAGUUGUCACCAAAGGCCGUGCCACUGGUAUUGUGGUGGCUACAGGAUUGCACCAAGAAAUUGGGAAAAUUGCUGAUUCUUUGAAAUCUUCUGAUGAAGCCAUUAUUGUUAAACCGUCCCCUGAAAUCUCUACUAUCAAGGCAGUUGCUAAAACUUCUUUGAAUAUUAUUCAAAACGUUCUAGGAACCAAUGUUGGUACCCCAUUGCAACGGAAAUUGUCUUGGAUGGCAAUCCUUCUUUUUUUUGUCGCAGUUAUUUUCGCAAUUGUGGUUAUGGCCUCCCAUAAGAUGGAUGUUAAUAGGAGUGUCGCUAUUUAUGCCAUUUGUGUUGCCUUAUCAAUGAUCCCAUCAUCCCUUGUUGUUGUUUUGACCAUCACUAUGGCUGUUGGUGCUGAUGUUAUGGUUAGCAAAAAUGUUAUUGUUAGGAAGCUAGACUCUCUUGAAGCUCUAGGAGGAAUUGAUGAUAUUUGCUCGGAUAAAACUGGAACAUUGACCUUAGGAAAAAUGAUUGUGAAAAAAGUUUGGGUUUCUACAGUGGGAACAUAUAUGGUGGAUGAUUGUAAUGAAGUGUACGACCCAACAGCUGGCAAAGUGGUGUUCUAUCCUGCCUCUCCAAAACUGAUUGAUGAAUUGGAACAUAGACCAAAGUUCACUAACGAAGUUCAAUAUCCUGAAAUUUUUAAAAAAUGGAUAACUGUGGCGACUUUGGCAAACGUGGCAUCGGUUCAUAAUAAUGACGGAAAAUGGGGAGCUCAAGGUGACGCCACUGAAAUUGCGAUUUGUGUUUUUACCAAGAGAUUAGGCUAUGAUAGGACUGAAUUUAUUGAGUCACAAAAGUUGAAACAUUUACAUGAAUUUCCUUUUGACUCAUCCAUUAAGAGAAUGUCUUCAGUUUAUGUUUCUGAGAAGAAAACAAAAGUUUAUAGUAAAGGUGCAGUGGAGCGGAUUCUUGAGAGAUGUGAAUCUUGGUAUGGCCCUGGCUCCAAUAAAGAAGAGCUUAUUCCUUUGACUGCUAAUGAUAAAUCAUUUAUUGAAGAAAAUAUGAACAGUCUUUCAAAAGAAGGUCUUAGAGUUUUGGCAUUUGCCGAACGUAUAAUUGAUGCGUCAGAAUAUCUCGAAGAUCGUGACUCCGUUGAGUCGGGUCUUACCUUUCUUGGAUUGGUCGGCAUAUAUGAUCCACCUCGCCCUGAGACUAAGGAAUCUGUCCGUCUUUGUCAUAAUGCCGGGAUCAAUGUCCAUAUGUUGACAGGUGACAUGUUAGGUACUGCCAGAGCCAUUGCCAAAGAAGUAGGAAUCCUUCCUUCAAACCUUUCUCAUUAUUCUCAAGAGGUGAAUGAUAGCAUGUGUAUGACAGCUACCCAAUUUGAUAAGCUAUCAGACAAAGAAAUUGAUAUGUUGCCAGUGUUACCUCUUGUGAUUGCCAGGUGUGCGCCUCAAACCAAAGUUCGGAUGAUUGAAGCAUUACAUCGUCGUGGAAAAUUUUGUGCAAUGACUGGUGAUGGAGUGAAUGACUCUCCAUCUCUUAAAAAAGCUGAUGUUGGGAUUGCUAUGGGUCUUAAUGGCUCGGACGUAGCUAAAGAUGCUGCUGAUCUUGUGUUGACAGAUGAUAACUUUGCUUCAAUCUUGCACGCUAUCGAAGAAGGUCGUCGUAUGUCGAGUAAUAUUCAAAAGUUUGUGUUACAAUUGCUUGCUGAAAACGUGGCACAGGCGUUAUACUUGCUUGUGGGAUUAGCUUUUAUUGAUAGUGAUGGGUACUCAGUGUUCCCGUUAUCACCGGUUGAAGUGCUCUGGAUUAUUGUUGUGACUUCAUGUUUUCCGGCAAUGGGCUUAGGGCAAGAACAAGCGAGCGAUGAUAUUCUUGACUUGCCACCAAACAAAACAAUCUUUAGCAAAGAGUUGGUACUUGAUAUGUUUGUUUAUGGUGCAUGGAUGGCCCUUUGUUGUAUUGUCAUUUUUGUUAGCGUGGUAUAUGGUUUGGGAGAUGGGAAUUUGGGGGAAUCUUGUAAUACAAGCAGUGUGGGAUGUAACUUGGUAUUCCGAGGCCGUUCCGCCGCAUUUUCUGGAUUUACUUGGUGUGCCUUAUUAUUAGCAUGGGAAUGUGUUCAUGUAAGGUAUUCGUUUUUCAAUAUGCGGCCCGAAUCAAAAACCCAGUGGUAUGUUUCUUUAGCCAGAGAUCUCUGGGAAAAUCAAUUUUUGUUAUGGUCAAUAGUUCUUGCCAGUGUGUCGGUGUUUCCGGUAAUCUAUAUACCUGUUAUCAACAACAAAGUGUUUUUGCAUGGUUCAAUUGGACGUGAAUGGGGGAUUGCUAUUGCAUUCACAGUUCUAUUCCUCAUUGGUUGUGAGGGAUGGAAAUGGGCAAAGAGAGUUUACUUUAGAAGAAAAAAUCCAAAAUUUUGUGACGAUAAUGAAAGUAAGGAUCCUUUUGUCGAGUUUUACAGUGAUGGUAAGUCUGCUAAUAUCUAUUGA
Molecule: messenger RNA, 3105 nt
Organism: Saccharomycopsis crataegensis
Lineage: Eukaryota; Fungi; Ascomycota; Saccharomycetes; Ascoideales; Saccharomycopsidaceae
Exons: 1
Coding region: 1-3105 (1034 amino acids)
Biological process (GO): potassium ion transport; sodium ion transport; monoatomic ion transmembrane transport
Cellular component (GO): plasma membrane
Molecular function (GO): ATP hydrolysis activity; P-type potassium transmembrane transporter activity; ATP binding
Source: RefSeq, a predicted model, not a curated record